Molecule: messenger RNA, 1218 nt
Organism: Toxoplasma gondii ME49
Lineage: Eukaryota; Apicomplexa; Conoidasida; Eucoccidiorida; Sarcocystidae
Gene: POLR2H
Product: DNA-directed RNA polymerase II RPBABC8
Exons: 3
Coding region: 669-1118 (149 amino acids)
Biological process (GO): DNA-templated transcription
Cellular component (GO): RNA polymerase I complex; RNA polymerase II, core complex; RNA polymerase III complex
Molecular function (GO): DNA-directed RNA polymerase activity
Source: RefSeq, a predicted model, not a curated record
GCAGAAGGUUUUCCUGUCCGCGGCAGAGCACUUGAAAACAUAAGGAAAGGGGAGUCUUCUCACGAACCUCGUUCCUUGUCUCUCCUCAACUCACAGGCUCACAACCCCAUCACUGGUGAGCUCGUGGCGAACACUCUGCUAGCGUCGUCUGCAUUUCUCUCCGGUUUCUAUCCGCGCGCGCCUUCCGUCAACCACCCGUCAACCACUGUCUGCGAGCUUCCUUGUCUCUGUCCGGUUUUACUUUGCCGCCCCGCUUCUGUCUUCGUCUAAAGUCUGCUUUCCACCUUUGUCUUUUGCUCUUCUCUCCUCUCGGCCUUCACAGCCUGCUGCAUCCUCAACCAAAAUCGUGUCGAAAGAAGUCCUUUUUCUAAGGGAUCUGCAGCCCAUUUCUCCUUCAUUUCCCUCAGCAUUACCUUCUUCCUCUCAGCGUCUUCGUGCCUGCACCGGACACCCAGCUGCGCCGCUGCUGCUUCACCUUCACACGCUUUCUCUCAGCCGACAUUCCCUUCCUACUCUCUCCUCUCAUCUCCUCCUUGUUCUACGUUCUACGUUUUCUCGCUGACACCGUCGCUUCUCUUUUCGUCUUCUUCCUCGCCUCCCUCGCCGUCGCUUCACGACUUCUCGGGUGUCUCUGCGCCCGCCCCUGGGGUGUACGUACACCUGACACCAUGUCGAUUCCCUGUCUCUUCGAAGAUCGCUUCGAGGUCCGCUCCGUGGACUGCUCCAAGUUUGAGCGGGUCGCGCGCCUGAAAGGAAAGAGUUCCGGCUUCGACGCUGACCUGCAGCUUGACGUCAACUCCGACCUCUUCCCUGUUAAAGAAAAACAGCGCUUGUACAUUGGAAUUACGAACAAUCUCCAUUCCUCGGGGGACGCCAGAAAAGAUGAUUCUGCCUGGACGGAGCCUGCCGCGUACUUGAAGGAAUACGACUAUGUCAUGUACGGCAAAGUCUUCCGAACUGAAGAAUGCUCUUCCGAACGCAGAACUCUCUACGCUUCGUUCGGCGGCCUGCUCAUGGCUCUGACGGCCGACAAGCAUGUUGUCGGGGACCUGGAGCUGGAUAUGAGAAUUUACAUUUUAAUUCGCAGAAGCGACGAAGUUCACUCGCUGCUUGCCUAGACGACGAGACGAGGAUUUUAAGUCUCCUCUGCCUCUCUUCAGCUCCAAUCAGAGCGUCUCUUCUCCUUCUCGUCGCAGUCCCCUCUUCACUUGGCAGGUC